This is a messenger RNA of Xenia sp. Carnegie-2017, 3556 nucleotides long. RefSeq names its product ADAMTS-like protein 2. Gene Ontology annotation, biological process: extracellular matrix organization. NCBI's taxonomy places the organism in Eukaryota, Metazoa, Cnidaria, Anthozoa, Malacalcyonacea, Xeniidae. The transcript is spliced from 16 exons. Gene Ontology annotation, molecular function: metalloendopeptidase activity. Bases 212 to 3085 code for a protein of 957 amino acids. Gene Ontology annotation, cellular component: extracellular matrix. The record is from RefSeq and is a predicted model, not a curated record.
UUUUUACUGCAAGUAGAGCAAGAACAUCAAACUAAAGCGUAUCGUUGUCGAAGUUCAAUUGGAGUUAUGACGUGCUUUUGCCUGUUCAUUUCAAAAUAUUGAUGUGAUGUGUGUGAAAAAUAAAGCUCAACUCGUGGCUAUUCUCUGAUAUCUGUUUUAUAUAACUCAGUGGUUAGGAAAGGAAACAGUUUGGACAUUGCUGAAUGACAAGAUGAGUUGGGGCCAUAUGUUGGUUGUAUUCAUGUCACUCUUAAACUGUGUAGCAAAAACACAGAGAUACAGAUGGGGCGCCUGGCAAACGUGGUCAGAAUGCAGCGAGCCUUGUGGUAAAGGUAUUGAGACGAAAACUCGUCCAUGUUAUACAACAAGUAGUAGAGCAAACAAGAUCGUUUCUUCAAGAUGGUGUCGUGGACAUUCAUUUGAGUUUCGCUUUUGCUAUAAAAAGGAUUGCGAAGAAGAAAAAGCCUCUCCCAAAGUUACUUAUCAAGAUGCAUACAGGACUCGAGCAGAGCAAUGCACUGAAUUCAACAGAAAAGCCUACAACGGUAGAAAUAUUAAAUGGAAACCCUAUUUAAACGAUAACUUAGAUGAGUGUAAACUGUUUUGUAUGGCUGAAGAACACAAAUUUUACGCACAACUAAGAAAUUCAGUAAGAGAUGGAACUCCCUGUGUAACAGAUCACUCGAAAGUUUGCAUAAAGGGAAAAUGUCAGGAUAGACCAUCAGGUUGUCCUACACUAGACGGGCCCUGUCUUAGUGGAAAAAAGAAAAAAAUUCUCGGAGUUUUUAAUACUACUAUACUAAACACAGGUUACAAUUUAGCGACAACCAUACCUAAUGGUGCUACAAACAUCACUGUCGAAGAACUGGAAAGAUCACGAAAUUAUUUAGCUUUGAAAUAUCAUGAGAGUGGUGAAUAUCUUCUCAAUGGCCAUUGGAUGAUAAGUUUAUCUAAGACAUUCCAAAUACUUUCAUCCAACGUAAUUUACGACAGAAAUGGUAACACUCGACGUGGAAGAGAGGUGGUCACAAUCGAUGGUCCUUUAGAAAAGGCUCUUGAUAUUAUGGUGCUCUAUCGAAGAGACUUGACUGUUUUAAAGUAUUCAUACUUCGUCACAGAAAAAGAAUAUAAUAAACUCAAAAUGAAGCCUCUAAACAACGGCGAGCAUCUAUUUUUUCCCAAAGCUAAAACAACGUCUGUGCCUACAUACCAACAACAAAAAAACGAAGGGGAUGUCCUCGCCGAACAGGGAGAAUCAAUUACAUUCAAAGCCGGAGAACGCGUCGUUGAAAAUGUCGGUGAGCAAAGAGAAACCCAGCAGUCUAGUAUCGAUCAUAGAGAAAGUGAAUCUGUGCCUUUUCUAUCUGCACGACGUGGAAGGCCGAGAAGUGAAAGAAGAGGUGACAUCACUCUCCCAAAUACAGGAGGACAUGGUUUUAACUAUCCUCAAGUUCAAACACGGAAACAAACAAGUUUGAAUGAGGAUGAAAACCAUGGGGACAAACAGGCAACAUUGUAUGGUUCAUCAUGGGUCCAAUUUGGAGGAGAUCCCAUACAGAGAUCGAGACAAGCGUCUCCAUCGGAAAGCCAACCUGCCGCGCGACCAGUUUUGAAGCAGCAAGUUUUCAAACCCAACAGAUUUACAGGUCACGCUACGGGGCAAGUUGGCUACAGAGCUGAAAAUAGAUUUGACAAAUCCGAUGCAGUCAGUUAUCAACGUGAACCGUGGGGACACCGGGGGUUUCGUACCGGUAUCACACGUAAUCAAAGACCGAGAUGGCAAAACACCGACUCGAAGAAACAAUUCUAUGCGAGCAGCCAAGCUAAAGACGGCGUGUCACACAAAUACUUGUGGAAGAUCGUAGCAUUUACACCUUGCUCGUCAUCUUGUGCUGGAGGUGUGCAAUCAGGGAUAGUGAAAUGUACCGAGGCUCUGACAGGUGCAACAGUUGCUGAUAGUAAAUGUAACUUGAACACUCGCAUUCAACAAACUAGACGUGUGUGUAAUCUACAACCGUGUCCAGCAACAUGGGAGCCACAAGAAUGGAAAGCCUGCUCCAAAAGUUGUGGAGAAGGUCGACAAACCCGAGAUCUUAUGUGUAAACAAACAAAAAAUGAAAACGGAGGAAAAGUGACAGUUAUGGUGCCAGUUGUGGAAUGUCCAUCGCAACGGAGACCGGAGGUGAUUAGAAACUGUUUCAUUAAAGAAUGCCCCGAACGAACUAGACCUAAAUGGGUUGUGGGAGACUGGAAAAAGUGUUCUGUUGAGUGUGGACAUGGGGUGCAGAAACGUGACUUGGUUUGCAAAAACACUAGAAAUGAGACGAUGGAUGAAUCCCAGUGCGGCUGGAUUAAAAAACCAACGUCAAUGAAAGCAUGUUAUCAAGGUCUCUGUAGGGCCGACUGGUACGUUCGCACCGAGUGGUCACAGUGUUCGCGCUCAUGUGAAAGUGGUACUCGCAGUCGCCCCGUCGUGUGUGCCAGAAUUGAGGGCAAUAAAAUACAAGAGAAACAUUGCAGAGAUAAGUCUAAACCAGAACAUGAACAGCAAUGUAAUGCUCAAAAAUGCGCAGGAAUGUGGAUGACAUCAGAAUGGAGUCAAUGUUCGGUGGACUGUGGUCAGGGUGUACAACAACGUCAUGUGUUGUGUAUGAAGAAUGUUAACGGCAAUUACAAGGAGACGUUUGACUCCGAGUGUUCGGUCGAUAAUAAACCCGCUGUACGAAAGGAAUGCAGUAGAAAUUGCGUCCCAAGUUGGUUUGCAACACCAUGGUCACAGUGUUCCCUGUCAUGUGGGACUGGAGUUCAAACUCGUCACGUAUCGUGCUUAGAUGGUCAAGGAACAAGAGUUGGAGGAUGUAAAGCUUGGGAACGACCUCCUUUGCGUCGUCAGUGCAAGUUGAAGAAGUGUCCUGGGUCUCAAACUGACACUACAUUGUCAAUUGAGUGUAGAGACAAUCCACCACGCACAUUUAAGCGUUACUGCCACAUUAUCAAGAGAAUCAACUAUUGUCGUAUACCAAGUUAUGGUAAGCGCUGUUGCGAGACCUGCUCAAGCAAGGGAAAAAUUCUUGGGCAUUUAUGAAUGAUAUAAGGGUUAGAAAAAUGAAGAAUGGAUUCCAAGAUUAUGAAGGAAUGCCACUCGAGGGAAGAUAACCAUUGGCAUUGAUAAAAGACUGACAUAUGUUCAUCCUUUCUAAAACAGAACAACCUUUAAAGAACAAUAAAAGAUUCAGGUGUUUUUAUUUCCAUCUGAUAGUUUUAUCAAAAAUAACAAGGAUAUAUUAAUAUAUCAUUUUGUAUUAGUGAUUUAUUCAGUAUGUAUACAUAUAAUUGGCAAUGACUAGAUUUAUUGUGUACGAACUUCUAAAAAAGAUAUUAUCAAGUUCUGGCCCUCUUCUUAUUAGCAUUCCUGCAUAGUGCACACCUCAUGCCUAAUUUCAAUGUAAUAAGCUUCAAAUAUAUUAUAAUAUCAGGAUAAUGUAUUUGCAAAAUUCGCAGUGUGUAUUUAGAUGUAUUGAAGCAAAAAUAUUGUAUUGCCAGUGGCACACAACAA